Molecule: messenger RNA, 1145 nt
Organism: Drosophila subpulchrella
Lineage: Eukaryota; Metazoa; Arthropoda; Insecta; Diptera; Drosophilidae
Exons: 4
Coding region: 1-1116 (371 amino acids)
Source: RefSeq, a predicted model, not a curated record
AUGCAUAAGAACACCAUUUGGUACGGAGCCGUGCUCUUGGUCGUCUACUUCACACUGGUCUUCUGCGAGGAGACGAAGAACGAGGAGCCACCGGCAGAACUGGAUAACCAAGCGGAGGACACCUGGGAGAAUCUCGGUCGGGAGCUGAUAGAGUUCGAAGGACGCACCCGUCGCCAUCGCCACCACAUGUGGUAUCGCCACCUGUGGCCCAUUGCCAUUGCUUACUGGAUCAAGGUGAAAGUGGUGAUCGUAUCCUUCUUCGUGGGCAGCGCCAUUUACUUGGGUCUCCGCUACUUCUGGCCUCAUGCCAGGUGCAACCAGGAGAUCAUCCUGGAUCAUCCUCCUUCAUCCUUCUCCCAUCACGAUCACAUUCCCUACUCCCUGGAUCACGAUCACUCGGAUCACUAUGAUUCCCCCACUUCCUUUGACUCCGGCGCCAGUUUCGAGCCCUAUUCCGGCUAUAGCAGCUAUGCUGGAUCGGACAUUGUCUCCGAUGUGCACGGCGACUACCACGGCGAUUCUCCCUCGGGUCCAGGCCCAACUGGCCCCGUGGACACCCGUCGUCGCGGCAGGCGUAGUACCAAAGAUCAGGCCCAUUUGAUCCAGGAUGAUGAGCAGCAGCAGGAGGAGCAAGUGGAAAUUGUGGAUGAGGAGAUUUCAGAGAGUGUGGCUCGCCAAAUGCCCGCUGAAGAGCAGAUUGCCGACUUCAUGUUCGCCUUCUUGGGUCUGGACUCCAAGGCCUGUCGUCGUCGCUUUGUCUGUGAAAUGGAGUUCCGUUCCAAGCUGAAUCCCAUGACCAGCAUGGCCUUCCGCAUUGUGGGCCGGGGUUUCUUUGAGAAGUACACCAAUGCCAGGAAUCCUGAGGCCAGGGCCACCAACUUUGGCGAGUGUGCUGCCGUUAAUCCCGAGUGCAUCUUCGUGGAGAACGAUAACCCCGAGGAGAUCCCAGAGACGGAGACGCAUCAAGAGGAGCAGCAACAGGAGGAGCAGGCGGCCACCGAGGAAUCCGCCGUCGAGGACUCCGAGAACGAGAUCAACCUGCAAGCUGAAAGGCGACAUGCCAAGCACAAGAAUCGCAAACUCAGCUCCGUUGCCGAGCACAUCCUGACGCAGUAGAACAGCCGUGUUAAACUAAUCUAUUUAUU